AUGUCCAAACGUUCUUCUCCGGAGAGCGACGAUGACUCACCUAGUGCAUCGGCUUACGAGCCAGUUCGUAACAAGCGGAGGCAUGUUGAAUUUGAACCUGUACGGAUAUGCUCUAGCGAUAUUGAUGCAAAAGUUCUAGCUGUUCAGCAUCAUAAAUUAUCAGAACGUUUUCGUCUUAAAGAACGACAAACGACACAAUUACAGCACCGGGUCGAACAAUUAGAAAGUCGGCAAGCUCAAGAUGAUGCAAUGAUGUGUACGAUUAAUCGUUUCUGGAACUUGUUUGAUGAAAAUGUCAGGACCCUGUUACAAAGGUUUGAUGCAGAAACAGCUGUGGAAGGUGAGAUUAAAAUGGAAUGUGAAGAAACUAAAAGUUUUCUUGCAAAAUUGGCUCAUUGGGAAGAUGGUGAAGCAGAAGAAAAAUUAAAACAACGGGUAGAAUUCAGUCGUCGAGCAAUUUCGAAACUCAUUCAAGUGUUUGAUCAUAUCACACAGAGAAAUGGAAAAAUUGCGGAAAUGAUAUCAUCAUGUCCAACUUCAGAUGAGGCAACAGAUGAUGGAGCUUCAACAUCUGACGAAAAACCAACAGUCAAUGCUAUGCUGGCAAGAAGAAAUGCAGAAUUAAGUGUGGAAAAUAUGAAAUUGCAAAAGAUGAUCACCAGACUUCAGUCGGAAACCCACAGUCUUUCAUCUAAAGUAUCAGCUCAAGAAGAUAGAUUAACAAUAAUGGACACUCGCAAACAAGAGAUGGAUAGCAAUUUAGAAGAGAUGAAGUAUGAAUUAGAAAAAGCCAUGCGUCGUGAAUGCAGACUUGACUUUCGUCUUGCUGAGGUAUACUUCCGGAUAGUAUCAGUUCAUUGCAUCAAAAUACAAACUUUGUUAAAGUACGUUAAAAAGACGCACGAUUUGGAAAUCAGUUUGAUGAAAGCAGCAACUCUACGUAGCCCAAAUAAUAACGCAAAUAAUACAAAGGCGGAGUCACCCACAACAACUAGUGUGAAUAAAUCGAAACUAGAAGAACUGGAGCAAAAUUUGGAAGUCCAAACUGAACUAGCCGUUUCACGUUUACAAGAAUUGCAGGAAAUGCUUGAUAAAAAUAAGAGUUUGACAAAGCAAGUGGAGAACUUGAAAAUGAAUUUGAAAAACAUUCCGACUGAAAUUAUCAGGACUUCUAUCGAAUAUACUACUUUGCAGUCGCAAUUUUCUUCUUUGUUCGUGGAAGCAAAUCAAAUGAGGCAACAGAUUGAUGCUGCGAAGUGCCAUUUAGCGACAUUACGCGCUGCUCAUGCUAAACAGAUAGAAGUUAUGGAGAGUGAAGAGUGUCAAGCUCGUGAGCAGAUGCAGGACACUAUGAAUAGGCAUGAGGAAGAAUUGUAUCAAGUACGGAGAGAAUAUGAAAUGUUGCGGCUAGAAUUUGAACAAAAUCUUUCAGCUAAUGAACAAACUGGACCUUUAAAUAAGGAAAUUCGUUUGAUGCUUGCAUCAUCGAAAGCUGAAAACCAACAGCUUAAGCAGGAGGCAAAUCGUUUCAAGCGGAAAUGGAAAGAAGCAGUUUCUUCAUUAGCUAAAUGUAAUAAAGAGUUGGAAGGCGAAAGACGUUAUCGUGAAAGAUGCUUGCUAAUUGAAAUAGAAGAUGAUAACGAUACUCUGGCAUCGCCAGAUCAGGAGAAAAAUGUUACGGGAUCUUCUGAUGUAGCGUUAUAUGAUGGCGGAAGUUGUGAGUGUAAUGCUGAUGUUGACUGUGAUAAUGAUGUUGGAACACAACCGAAUAGAGUGAUUCAGAAGCUGAAGAAGAAAAUUAUUGACUUGCAGUUGAAAAUAGACGCUUUAAAUGCGUUGACUGUUGAUCAAAGAGAGCGAGUCGAGUUGCUUACACGAGAGAAAAGACUAAAACUCGAAAAUGAAAAACUACAGUCUCAUAUUAAAAGGCUUGUUGGUGCAGAUCACCGAGAGAGAAUGAAAUAUUAUUCAGAUGAUGCACAGAAAAAAAUAAAAAGUCUUGAAGAAGCAGCAGAUCGCCUACGUAAGGAAGCACAUUCAGCAAGGCAAGAAGAAGAAGGGCUCAUGAAUGAUGUUGAAACUACAGGACAAGCAUUCGAAGAGAUGCAGGAACAAAAUACAAGAUUGUUACAACAACUCAGGGAAAAGGAUGAUGCGAAUUUGAAGCUAAUGGCCGAGCGAAUUCGUGCAAAUCAAUAUCAGAAAAAAAUGGGCGAAGAAAGAGAACGUACAGAAGAACGUAUUAGUAGUUUGCAGAAUCAAAUUGAAGCCCAACAGCUUAUGAUAUCAAAAUUAGAAGAGACAGAGAAACUUUUAAGGCAGAAGAAUUCGCACUUGGAGCAUCAAUUAAGGUUGAUCGAACAAGCAAAUGAUAUGCAUAAGCGAAAGGCAAUCGAGUAUUCACAAACAUCAGCUGAUUAUAAAGCUCAACUAGAGAAAUGUAGCAGUCAACUGAGUGAUGCGCAACAGGCUGUGACUACGAAAACUUCUCAACAAGAAGUAGAUUCGUUUAAAAUCAAACGCCUUGAAGAAGAAAAAAGUGUUUUGAGAAAGAAGUUAGAACGAGCGAAAAAAAUGGAGAAAAUGGAAAAUUGGGAUGAAGUGCUCAAUGAAGAAAUAAGGGAACUUAAAGAUCUUUUAACGUGUCCAUCUUGUAAAGUACGACGAAAGGAUGCUGUGUUAACAAAAUGUUUCCAUGUAUUUUGCAUGGAAUGUAUGAAGACACGUUAUGAGACGAGGAGACGCAAAUGCCCAAAAUGUAAUGCUGCUUUUGGUGCAAACGAUUAUCGUCGGAUGUAUUUUACAUAG
Thelazia callipaeda (thelaziosis nematode) is the source of this 2808-nucleotide messenger RNA. Lineage: Eukaryota; Metazoa; Nematoda; Chromadorea; Rhabditida; Thelaziidae. The record is from the annotation of a GenBank genome assembly.